AUGGCAGAUUAAGCUCCAUUAGAAAUUUCUGAGCUAUUUAUUAGCUACGAAGAAGAUUUUUAAAAUAUAAUAUAGACAUUAAAUUAGAGAUAUAAGCAGUUUAAAAAUAACUAAUUAGAUUUUAAGGAAGAUUUGUAAAAUGUUAAGAAUUCUAUUAAAGAAGCAGAGAAUUGUGUAAAAUAAAUGGAAUUCGAGAUAAAUUGUCUUCCUAAUAGCAUUAAAAAGAAUUAUACUACAAUAGUUAGCAAAUAUAGAUAAGAUUAUGAUGAUGUUUUCAAGAAAUAUUCUUAAUUACAAGUUGAAAAAUCUAUUUAUCAAAAUAAUACAGAAAGAAGUAUAUUAAUUCAGUAAGGUAAUAAUAUUUGUGAGUAAGGCUAAAUGCUUAAUGAUAUUGAGUAGCUAGCUGGUGAAACAGAGUAGAUUGUUGAUGAAGUUUCCACGAGAUUACUUGGAGAUAGGCAAGUCAUUAAAAAGAAUAUUGAUAAAUCUAAGGAUAUAUAAGAUGAGUUAAGGAAAGCAGACUUAGUUAUGUCUGUAAUGAAUAGAACAAUCGUAGUCAAUAGAACUGUCAUUUAUUUUAUUAUCAUAAUUCUAUUUGUAUUAAAUUUGCUUGUACUUUAUUUAAAAUUAUGA
Molecule: messenger RNA, 633 nt
Organism: Tetrahymena thermophila SB210
Lineage: Eukaryota; Ciliophora; Oligohymenophorea; Hymenostomatida; Tetrahymenidae
Product: vesicle transport V-SNARE protein amine-terminal protein
Exons: 5
Biological process (GO): intracellular protein transport; vesicle-mediated transport
Cellular component (GO): membrane
Source: RefSeq, a predicted model, not a curated record